Molecule: messenger RNA, 5357 nt
Organism: Vitrella brassicaformis
Lineage: Eukaryota; Vitrellaceae
Source: the annotation of a GenBank genome assembly
AGCUCGCCAAGCCGAUCUAUCUGCUUUGAACCAGUCAGUCAGUCAGUCAGCAUGUCUGUCUGUCUGUCUGUCUACGAAGAUGCAACAUGCAACAUGCAACAUGCACUCACACAUGCAUCCAUCAUGGACCUUCCAAGUCAGUCAGCUUUAGCUACCGGUCUACCUGUCUGUCUACACCCUUCCCGCCAGCCAUCCAUCCAUCCAUCCAUGCAAGCAUCAGUCCCUCCUCGCGAUCGAUCGGUUGGCAGACAGAUAGCUACUCUACAGCCGGCCACCCAUCAUCCCUCCUUUGAUCCUUCCUCUCACCCAUCAUGUGAUGGUGCCCAUGAGCUCGUCGUCAUCGUUGUCCUGCUGCUGCUGCCCAGCACUCGCUGCUGCCGGCGUCUCACUCGCAGACAAGUGCCUGACACACACAUGGGGCCGGCACGAGUUUGUGUGGGUGUGUGGGGGGGGGGAGAGGUUUGUUUGGCGUACUGUUGUGCCUCGGCGAGAGAGACGGCCCCCGGCCCGGGGCACUCUUCGAAGGUGAUGAGUGCGAUGCCCUUGUGCUGAAUUUCCGCCACCAAAUCGCUGCGGCGGCCGUACAGCUUGCGCAGCAAAUCGUUGAACCUGCACCCACGCACAAGCAGACACAAAAUACUGUGUGUGUCUGUGUGUGUGUGCGGACUGGACUGUAUUGUGUGUACUGUUGCGGUUUGGUCUUGUCGAUGGAUUUGCUCCUGAACUCCUCGAUGGCCUCAAACGCACGGCGGCUGCCGCCGCCCUCCCGGUCCUGUCAGCCCACCCACACACACCCACACACAGCACGAGUCAUGUCAGGCGUAAUGCGUCACGUGGCCGCCUGUCUGUCUGUCUGUCUGUAAUGAGAUAGAUACAUCGAUGAGUUGCUCGAUGCAGAACGCCAUGGCCUCAAACACAUCCGACACCUCGUGGUCCGUCUUGGCCUUGUCCAGAAGAUCCUGCAACCGACCGACCGACCCACACACACACACACACAUCCAUUAUACGUACGACGCUCCCAUGACGGGUUCUCACAUUGAAGUGUUUGAUGGUUUGUCCGGUGCUGAUGGUGUGUUUGGUGCGCUUGUCAGCCGGCAGCUGCUGCUCGCUGUCGUCCUCCUCCUCUACCUUUGGCACCCUCUGGCCGCCCAUGCCGUCGUCGUCUCCCUCUACCUUCAGGUUCUCGAGGUCGGCAUGGAACACAUUCUCAUCCUGAUCAUCGACAUACACAUACAUACACCACACACACAUGGACGAACGAGAUCUGUGUGUGUGUGAGUGUAUCUGGAUGCGCUGCGCACCUUCUGUUUCAACACCUCACGCCAGUAGCGCUUGCGCCCCACGGCCUUGGCCUCAACUGCAUGCAUUGCAGACAUGUGGUGUGUGUCACACACACACAAGCAAACGAAGCCUCGCAUACAUACAUGUCAUGUGUGUGGUGUGUCCCCUCAAGAGACAGACGUACGCACCUUUCUGGAAUGUGAAGGCUCCAUUGAUCUGAUCUACGGCGGGCUGGGCGGCAGACGCCAACUCGGUGUCGGGACGCAAGUAGCUGACAAAUUACACACAUGGAUGGAUGGAUGGACCACACAAGACAACGAGCGCCCCACACCCUGAUUACACCCAGCCCAUCUGGGUGGGUGGGUGAAUGCAAUGCAGCAGUGGAUGCAGUGGAUGUGAUGCACCUACCUGUUGAUUUUCUCGUCGAGUUCAGGAAUGGGUGCCUGUGGGUCGAAGGCGCGCACGAGGAGCGCCUGGAAGAACCGCUGGUUGGUGGGAUUGUAGGUGUCGCGGGGCCGCAGCAACUCGUCACUCCCCUUGACGCCCUCCUCAUCCUCCUCGUCAUCCUCACCUUCACCACCACUGACACACAUCAAUGUCAACACAACACAUCACAUGCCACACAAACGUCCUUUCUUUCUCUCUCUGUAUGUGUGUGGGGAGAGAGGGUGGGGGAGGGGGAGGUCCAUGGGUGCGUACGUGUGUUUGGUCAUCUUCAUGCUAUCGAUCAGUGUGUCUACGGCGUUGAGCUGAGCCUCGCUGGGCGCCUUCAUGGCCUCCAAAUUCCUUUACACACACACACACACACACCAGAGAGAGAGAGAGAGAGAGUGCAUUUGCGCUAGUGGUGUGUAUGUCAAUCUUACGGGAAGUCGAGCGUGCGCAUGUCCUCGUGGUAGGGAAUGGGGUUGAGAUACAGACACUUCUUGGUGCGCUUCGCCUCUAACACACAUCACAUUACAUCACAUCACAUCACAUCACCACAUCACACCACACCACACCACACACAGGGAUGCAUCCGUGUCUGCGCAUCCCUCCCUCCCUCCCUCGGCGGGUCGGUCCCUCACCUGGCCGGAGUAUGCAGAGUUUGGGUUGGGCAUUCUUGCAGUAUGAAUAUUUGCAGAUGAGGUACAGGCGCAGCUCCUCGAGCGCCUGGGCCACGGCAGCCAGCGCCUCGGCCGCCGGCUUGUUGUGCUCCUCCGCCACCACGCACUCACACGGCGGCAUCAGGUAGUGAGCUGACCCAACCACGCACACACAGGCAGGCAGGCAGGACACACAAUGGAUGGAUGGAUGGAUUGAUGGAUGGAUGGACGGAUGGCCGCACAGAUGUGUGUGUGUGUGUGUGGAUUGGGAGUAGGGGGUAGCGGUAGGUACAUGGGAUGUCGGAUGCAGACACGGCCCCAAUACACACCAUGUUGCUGCCAUGCCAGCCAGCCAGCCAGCCAGCCAAGGCACACAGAUGCAACGCAUCGCAACGCAACACAACAGACAGAGAGGGGAGGGGGAGGGAGGGGCAUGCUUAGCUUAGCUUAGCUUUGCUUACCGGUCACAUUGGUAUUUCGUGAUGUUUUCGAUUUGGUGCUCGGCGACGGCCACUGUGGUCUCGCCGAAGCGGAAACCCUUAGCGAUGUCCAUCAGCUGGAUGUCAGCAUCUGAAACACACCACAACACAAGACACACACACACACACACGCACACACACACACACGCCCGUGUGCGCGUGGUGGUUUGUUUGUGUAUAUGUGUGUGUGUGCGCGUGUGUUUACCAUCCUCGUCGUCGCCUACUCCGACUUUCUGGUACUGGGUGUCGGUUCUCACUUGGUCACCGUCCUCGGUGGGGACUUUCAGCUGAACAACACAUACACAGACAGACAGACAGACCCAGACAACACAAAGGGCAAUGAACACAUGUGUGCGUGUGUUUGUAUGCGUGUGUGGAGGGGAGGAGGGGAGGGGAGGAGGGGAGGGAGGGGCUGGAUGUCUACCUUUUUCUUGGCCGUGGGGAGGGGCUCCCGCUUGCACUUGAUGUAGCUCCACACCGGGAUCUGCACAGACAUCCACACACACGUCAUAUAUAUGUUAUAGAUCAUGUUGGAUGGCGGUCUCGUUCGAUCCCGCCCAUCCCCCACGCCCCCAGGUCAGCCGACCUUCAUGUUGGGGUGUAUCUGGAGAAUUUCCCUGUACUUGGUACGCUGCAACUUGACCUUCUUCCUGAAACAAACCACACACACAGAGGGAGAGGGAGAUGGGAUACUGUAGACAGGUAGAAGAGCAUUCUCUCCUGCGGAUGGGUCGGUGGAGGUACGGUACACACAUGAAGAGUCUGAGGUUGUCUAGCACGUUGGUCGACGGCUGCACAAUCCCAUCUGCACACAUAUACACAACACGACACACACACAUACACACCCAUGCAUUAAUGCAUGCAGUGGGUGACACCUGCCUGCCUGCCUGCGUGCAUGCCUACCUGUCUUGUUGGCCAUGUCCUGCAGAAACCCCUCUACCUUAGCCUACGCCACACCAAUAAACACACACACAUCCACCACAACAAACAACCACGCACAUCCGCACCGCAACACAGCGACAUCUCUCUCCCUCACUCACUCACUCACCCGGUGUCCGUCGUCGUCGGCCCCCGUCCCCCCCGCACUCGCCGCUGCCGCCCCACCCCCACCCCCAUCCCCCGACCCACCCCCGGCAGUGAUGUCGGUGUCGCCCGUGAAGCCGAUGCCGAUGGUGUAGAGAGGACACUCCAUCUCCUGCACAUGUGGGCUGGGCGUCAUGUCGAUGUGGGGGGGCGGGGGGGCGUGGUGUGCGUGUGCGUUGGGUUUGGUGUUUGCCUGGCGUGCGGUGCGCACCUUCAUUUUGUCUAGGAGUGCAGCGAUGCCAUCCUCCUCUCCAGCAGGGUCAAAUGUGCACAGGCCGUUGGUGUAGAGGAAGAUCUGACACACACACAAAGAAAGGAGCGAGUGAGUGACCACACAGACAGACACACACACGCACACACACAGGAAGGAACGAGGCUAUUUUGUGGUGUGAUGUGAUGUGGUGUGAUGUGAUGUGAUGCUUGUUGGUUUGGCCGCCUGGCUACCAUCUUCUUGUAUUUCUUCCCCAGGUAGGUAUUGCCCUUCGACAACAGGUCACACGCUGAAACACAACACAACACAGCACAUCACGCACACACACACACAGAUGGUCUCCAAGACUGUCCUGUCUAUCCCGGACGGCCGGCUGGUGUGGUAUUGUAGAUACCUACCCACGAACAGCGCGUCGAGUAGGUUGCUCUCGGCGUCCUCACACCCCUGGUCCAUCACCUCCUUGACCAACCUGACGCUGCCGUCGCCCAACUUAACACACACACACACACACACAAACACGCGCAUCAGACUCACGCCCAUGAUAUCGUUGUGUGUGUGAGGGUGUCGGUCGGUCGGCGCGUACCCCCGUUUUGUUGGAUGAGUAUCUGAGUGUGGUGACGUUGUGGUAGCCCUCGCCCUCGACCUCGUCGUGCAUCGAGUUGCUCGUCUCUGCAGAUGGGGUAGACAACACACGCGCACCCACUGCAUCCCUUACACACACCGCCACACCGCCACACCGCCACGUGUAGCACACUACGGCACAGCACCUAUGUGCUGUGCUGUGCUGUGCUGUGCUGUGCGGUGUUGUGCUGUGUUGUGUGGCUGGCAUCGCCCCACGCCCAUCGACCGACCUUGAGUGCCCAUGCAGACGACGGCGAGCUGCUGCUUGGGGUUCAGCAGCAGCUUGUGCUUCAACUGAUCUAUCACCGCAUCCUACACAGACACACACACACACACAUAUACGCGCAUCCAUGGCCGCAUCCGUGUGUGUGCGUAGGUGGGGAGGCCAGGCCGUGUUUGUGUGUGCGGACGUUACGUUGGUGCGCACCUUGGCAAGGGUGAAGUGUGUCUUGGUGUCGUCUUGGUCGUCGAGUUUGGCCGCCAUGGUGCGGCCGCAGUCCAGGAUGAUCACAGCCGCCUCCUUCGGCUGGCCCAUGGCGGCGAACAGAUGCUAUCCAGCUCUCGCUAUCCUCCAACAACAACGCCGCAACCGGUUCU